This is a messenger RNA of Lolium rigidum, 1938 nucleotides long. RefSeq lists its product as uncharacterized. Bases 1 to 1938 code for a protein of 645 amino acids. The record is from RefSeq and is a predicted model, not a curated record. The transcript is spliced from 11 exons. Lineage: Eukaryota; Viridiplantae; Streptophyta; Magnoliopsida; Poales; Poaceae.
AUGGAGACAGUGGAGAGAAGAGAACAGAGAUCCUUUGCCAAACCAGUGAAGCCCUCCUACAGGCGCUCCAAGAGUGAUUUGGGGGAGAAAAAUGCCAAGGAUGCUCUCCAGAAAGCACCGAAUCAGAAGAAGUUGAAUGGCAUUAAAUCAAACUCGCAUCUUCAUUCCGAAACCAAGAAGGGGAUCCAGCCCAAGAGUGAGGCACAAAACUCCCUGAGAAAAGAGAUUGUGCAGCUAGAGAGGCACCUCGAUGAUCAGCAGACUGUGCGCGGCGCACUAGAGAAAGCGUUGGGUCCUGACCCUGCUCCAUUUACCUUGUCCAAUGAGAGCCCAAUCCUCAAGCCCGCUAAUCAACUGAUAAGGGAGGUUGCCACAUUGGAGCUAGAGAUCAAGCACCUGGAGCAGUACCUCCUGACACUGUACAGGAAAGCGUUUGAGCAAGCACCCUCAUUGCCAUCUUCAGGCAUUCAAGGGGAGGCACCGGCGCCACCAAAGCCGUCAGUGAGCUCACGCUCUGCGGCGCUGGUCGAAGAAACGCCGAAGGCGAAGGCGACCGUCGGAAGAGGUGGCGAUGCAAUGCUCCACUACAGCUGUCCUCCCCUUAGUAAGAGGAGGAACGGCACAGUCGAUGAUUCUUCUCCGUCGACGUGCCCAAGGAAGACUAUGGACUCUGAUCAUGGCUUGCGCAGCCAGUCUGCGCUGUCGUUCCGCGGCGUGUGCUCGUCGAGAAUAUCGCCGUCGGAGGAGAGCCUGGCGAGGGCUCUUCGCUCGUGCCACUCUCAGCCUUUCUCAUUCUUGGAGGAAGGGGAGACUGCUACUACAUCAGGAGUGGUAAGCCUAGCCGACUAUCUGGGCACUAACGUGGCUGACCACAUCCCUGAAACCCCCAACAACCUUUCUGAGGAGAUGGUGAGGUGCAUGGCAGGGGUAUACUGCAAGCUCGCAGACCCACCUCUAGUUCAUCACCGUCCAUCGUCGUCGCCGACAUCGUCCUUCUCCUCAACCAGUGUGGUCUCCCCGCAGUACCUUGGGGACAUGUGGAGCCCCAAUUGCAGGAGAGAGGCCACCCUGGACUCCCGGCUGAUCAACCCGUUCCACGUCGAGGGGCUCAAGGAGUUCAGUGGACCGUACAACACCAUGGUUGAGGUCCCGUCGAUUUCACGCGACCGCAGAAGGCUAAGCGAAGCCGAAGAUUUGCUCCAAACAUACAAGUUAAUUCUUCAUCGGUUAGAGACUGUCGACCUCCGGAGGAUGGCGAACGAAGAGAAGCUCUCCUUCUGGAUCAACAUACACAAUGCAUUGUUGAUGCAUGCUUACCUCAAGCAUGGCAUCCCACAGAACCAUCUGAAGAAGACAUCACUUCUUGUCAAGGCUGAGUGCAGGAUCGCCGGCCGCACCAUCAAUGCAGCAGCAAUCCAGGGGCUUGUUCUCGGGUGCAGCACCCACUCUCCCGGACAGUGGCUGAGGACUUUGCUGCACCCGAGGAUCAAAAGCAGAGUGAGCAAAGGAGGAGGCCAGUGGCAACCCUUUGCCAUCAAUCGACCGGAGCCUCUUUUGCGGUUCGCACUUUGCUCCGGAAACCAUUCCGAUCCAGCGGUGAGGGUGUACACGCCGAAGCGGCUGUUCCAGCAGCUGGAGGCGGCCAAGGAGGAGUACAUCCGCGCCACGGUGGGGGUCCGGCCGCCGGAGCAUCAGCACCGCCACCGCGGCGGCAGAGUGGUGCUGCCGAAGCUGGUGGAGGCGUACGCCAGGGACGUGGGACUCUCACCGGAGCGGCUCCUGGACGCGGCGCAGCGGUGCCUGCCGGAGAGCGUACGGGCGGCGGUGCAACGGUGCCGGCAGCAGCAGCAGACGACGGCGGUCGUGGAGUGGGCGCCACACAGGCAGAGCUUCCGGUACCUGCUCGCCAGGGACGUUGCAUUCCCGCACCUCAGCUGA